AUGCACAAUAAUUAUUAUACAACACCUGUAACUCCUCAAAGAGCACCAGCAGGCUUCGAUAUGAAUCACCUUUAUUUAAGUCCAUCUCAGCAGCAAGUCAAUCGGCAAGGCAUGCUUCUUAAACGAAACGAAAGAAUUGAUUGGCGUCGCAUCGCUGCCGUUGAUGUUGAUCGUAUUGCACGUGAUAUGGAUUUUCAAACCUUACAAGAAAACCUUGAAAACAUAACCUUGUGUAAUAUUGAUGCUGAAGUUGAUACAAGAGUUAUGGAUCCAAAUUUUGUUAAACUUUAUAAAAUGGCUCAAUUAACAAUUGAAUAUCUUUUAAUUUGUCAAGAUCAAAUAACAUCUCAACUAGCCGAUUAUGAUCAAUUGAAGAACCGAGAUUUUCAUGAUCACGAAGAUGCUCGGCAACAAAUUGAAAAAUUAAAAUAUGAAUUAGCAGAAACAAAAAAAGAAUUGAAAAAAAGACGAAAAAUGCUUGAAACACAACAACGAAUGUUAAUGGCACAAAAUUCAAAUUAUCAUACGUGUCCUGUUUGUACACAUGCCUUUUUAAGUAUUGCUUAUCUACAAGCACAUAUAAAUCGUCGUCAUCCAGAUUAUGACCCCAAUCGACGACGUGAACAUGAUGUUGACGUUGAAAAAGAGAUUCAACGUUUUAAAGAUGAACUACAUAAAAAAGACGUCGAAUUACAAUCUAUUAGAAUUCAAAAAGCUGUUGAUGAAGAAAAAAUUCGUGAUCGUGAUGCAGAACUUCGUCAACGUAAAGAAGAUAUUCAAACAUUAACGACAAAAAUAACAAUAUUAGAUGAUAGACUCUUACAAAUGAGAUCAAAUCCUCAUACACGAUCACCUUCACCUCAUCGACAAGAUACUGGUCUAUCAGAGCUCUUAAAAGAGAAUAAACAUUUACGUGCUGACAUUGAACAACUUAAACAACUACUUCAACAAACAGAAAAUAAUUUAAAAAAAGAAGAAAAACUUAAACGACGUUAUGAACAAGAAAAUGAAACUCUUGUACAAGAUAUAAAGAAGCUAAAAGAAAAUCUUCAAGUACUUCAAAAGGCAUCAGGAGAUAAAACUCAGCUAACAGAGCAAUUAAUUAAAUAUCAAAAUCAAUAUAAUGAUGAAAAAUCAAAACGUAAAGUAUUAGAGAAACAACUUCAAGCACCUCAUAAUGAUUCAACUCAAUUACCAAAUCAAAUAACGCCCAUAGUCGAUGAAAAUCAUAAAACAGUUCCAUCACGCCCAACUGAUUCACGAGUUGACCCAACCGUUCAAGUUCGACCCGCUGCACCACUUCAAUCAACAGAUCUCAUUUUAGCCGAUUUUUGUCCAGCUCUUGUUGAACGAUUAAAAGAGAAUCCAAAAUUUUUAACAAAAUAUCGAGAUGACGCUAAACAACAACUCAAUACCGAGCUUGACGAAUAUGAAAAUUUAGGAAUAUCUGAAACUGAUACACGUCUUACUGAUCUUGAUUUUCGAACGAAAAUGGAAAGUGUUUUACAAACAAGACACAAUAUUCAAUCUGAUUUACCUGAUUUCGAACGUAUUCGUGCUAAUCUUGUACGAUUAUUAGAUAGACGUGUUAAUGAACGGCUUGAUGUUCGACGUAGUAUUACAUCCAUACGUUCAACUGGUAGUAAAUUGGUUACAUUUGAAGAUGAACAGCGUCAAUCGAAAAAUCCCUCUCAAAAACAUGAUAAUACCAAAAAACAAAACACUGAUCACCGUAUCAUUAUAUCAACAGAUCCACCAAAAACAAAACAUGAUCAUAGUCGACCAGCAAUAAAACAUGUAUCGGAUGAUGAUGUUACAAUAUCUAAUGCAAGUGACAGCGAUGAAGAUACACAACCGACACGACCAGGUGUUGCAUCGGAUAUUAGACCUCCGCCAAGAAAAACUGUUCCACCACCUAAGACAACACAUGGUAUUGGUUCAUUAGUUGACGCAAGUAUGAGACCAUCGACAACAAAUGAAGCCUCGACUAUUUCUGCUCUUCCACGUCAACACCUACCUAAACCAAUAACAAUAAAGAGCAAAUCAAAUUCAGAUAGUGAAAAUGAAAGUCCAGUACCACCAGUUCCUUCAAAAGCUGGACCUCACCCAUCGAGUAUCGACGAUAAAAAACGUAUUAUUGAUCAAAAACUACAAGAAGCCAGUGUGAAAGGAGUAAAACCAACGCCAAAUGCUGUUGCACAAGGAUUUCAACAUUCGCAACGACCAAUUGUUAACCAACAUGAUGAUGAUGAUGAUGAUGAUGAUAGUCAAUCACUUACAACAUUACACACAAAUCCCCCACAAAAACUAGCCAAUGACCAGUUACCUCAAGUUCCAAGGCGCGAAUCAGUGAAUAAUAAUCUUCUAUCAUCAGGUGAUGCUUCGCAAUAUACGUAUGACUCUCUAUGGAAAUCACAAACUGGAAAAGUUCCUGAAUUGCGACGACCACUAACAGCUGAUUCGGCAAAAACUUCUAAUUUGGAUUCAGAUGACAAUGAAGAUGAAGAAGAUUCGAAUUAA
Rotaria socialis is the source of this 2520-nucleotide messenger RNA. NCBI's taxonomy places the organism in Eukaryota, Metazoa, Rotifera, Eurotatoria, Philodinida, Philodinidae. The record is from the annotation of a GenBank genome assembly.